Paramecium tetraurelia is the source of this 765-nucleotide messenger RNA. RefSeq lists its product as uncharacterized. The transcript has 3 exons. Lineage: Eukaryota; Ciliophora; Oligohymenophorea; Peniculida; Parameciidae. The record is from RefSeq and is a predicted model, not a curated record.
AUGAAUAUUCAAGAUAAUUUAAUACUUCUAAACCAUGAAUUACACAUUUCCAAUAAUAAGCUCUAACUUCGAGUUGAAGUACUCUCACAACAAAACAAUUUAUUAAAAAAGAAACUUGUAGAGUAGCACAACAUUACCAAUCAAAUUCAAUCCUUACAAAAUGAAAACAAUCAACUCAAAUAGGACAUCUUGGCACUCCAAGAAACACUAUUCAAUUUAUAGACAGAGAAAAAUAAUGAAAUUGAACAAUCCUACUCUUCUAUGCUUCAAACCUUGUCAAAGGAAAAUGAAAAGGAACUCGCUUACUUAAAACAAGAAUACAAGGAUCACAUUUAUAAAUUACAGUAAGAAAAAAACUAAUUGUUUGAAUAAGCAGUUUCUAUGGGCAUUUAAAAUUAAACAGCAAAGAAUUUAGAGUUGUAAACUACUAAAAUCAUCUAAAUCGCUUAAAAAUUAGAGAAAAUAUUAUGCGAAUCGCCUUAGAAUUAAGAAAGUAAAAAAGAGAAAGUUAAUUCUGCUAGAGAAAUUUACGAUAAUUUGAUUAAUUAAUUAAAUACAGACUUAAAUAAAAAUUAGAAGGACUAUGAAAAAUGUGACAAAUUUUAUCAUACUCCGACUGUAGCUAAGAAUCCCAAUUCAACCAAAUAAAAAGAUAGACCAAUCAAUUUUACUAAAUUGUUAUCUCUGACUCGAACUAAUGAGUCCCCUAGAAGUUAAGCUUAUUUAAAUCCCAUUUCAUUAUAAACUGGAAACAAAAAGUGUUGA